Messenger RNA from Formica exsecta, 2510 nucleotides. RefSeq lists its product as uncharacterized. Bases 36 to 2456 code for a protein of 806 amino acids. The record is from RefSeq and is a predicted model, not a curated record. Gene Ontology annotation, cellular component: plasma membrane. Gene Ontology annotation, biological process: sensory perception of smell; detection of chemical stimulus involved in sensory perception of smell. The transcript has 9 exons. Gene Ontology annotation, molecular function: olfactory receptor activity; odorant binding. NCBI's taxonomy places the organism in Eukaryota, Metazoa, Arthropoda, Insecta, Hymenoptera, Formicidae.
AUUUCAAUUUAACAAACAUUAAAAUACUGUCAGCAAUGAAUCUAAUCGCGGAACGUUCAUCGAAAACGAUUCGAGCGAACGAAGAUCAUUUCAAUUAUGCGGUGCAAGUGACUCGCGUUAUUCUGCGAAUGAUCGGUAUAUGGCCGAUCUCGAGAUUCGCAUCCAACGCGGAAAAAAUCGCCAUCCGUUUGCAGAUUGUUGUUUGUUAUUUUUUAUUUGCGUUUAUUAUCGUGCCGGGUCUUCUUUUAGUAUUCCUAAAGGAACAUGAUUUUAAACGAAGGUUCAGAAUGAUGGGACCACUUCUGAACUGUUGGAUAUGUUGUGUGAAGUACAGUCUAUUCGUUUAUCAUGCGAAAAAAAUCCGAUCGUGCCUGGAACAGGCACGACAGGAUUGGCAAAACGCCGUUAACUGGACAGAUCGGAAAGCGAUGCUGCCCAAGGCGAGAACGGGUCGAAAAUUUGCCAUCUACUCUGCCCUCUUCAUGUACGUCGCCGGGCUAUCUCAUCGUACUAUCAUGCCGCUCUCGAAAGGACGAAUGUUGACGCCGAUGAACACUACGGUAAGAGCUCUCGCGUGCCCCAGUUAUUUUGUCAAGUUCGAUGAGCAAGCCUCGCCGGCGUACGAAAUCGUCUUUAUCCUGCAAUUUUUCGCGGGGUUUCUCACCUAUUCGAUGACGUGCGGCCCGGCCGGGUUAGCGGCGUUCUUCAUUAUGCACGUUUGCGGACAGCUGAGUAUCUUGAUCGGCAAACUGCAGCAUCUCAACAACAUGACGGAGCCCGAGGAUCGAGCUGUCGCAACUUUGCUGGCCGACAUUGUGGAACAUCAAAUAAGAGUAAAAAAUUUUUUGAAACAAGUAGAGGAAGCUAUGCAAUUUAUGUGGUUAGUGGAAAUAGUAGGAUCUACUAUACUCUUAUGUCUCGCGGGAUAUUACGUUAUUAUGGAAUGGGAAAAAAGCGAUUCUACAGCAAUGUUAACUAUGUUUGUGAUGCUCACAUCUUUCAUUAUUGCCAUUUUUACUAAUUGUUAUGUCGGUCAACUUUUGACAGAUCAGAGCAUCAAGCUUGGAUUGAUAACAUCUACGAUGAAUUGGCAUCGUCUUCCGUAUAAAAGAGCUCGUACUUUAAUCCUGAUAAUGGCAGUUUCCAAUAUUCCGGCAAAAAUCACCGCAGGCAGAAUGAUAGAGAUGUCUCUACCCACAUUCAGUAAUGUAAGUAUAAAAGUUUCUCUCCAUAUCAUGUUCGAAUCCGCGGGUUUACACAAUUCCAAUUAUGAGGACGACAUAAGAUAUACCGUGCAAGUGCACAGACUGAUCUUGGGAUUGAUCGGCGUGUGGCCGAUUUUGGAAAAACCCCGGCUUCGAAAGAGACUUUUGAAGGGAGUCCUCCGGACGGUGUGUUGCUUCCUGCUAUCCUUCAACCUGAUACCGUGGGCGUUGUACAUGUUUCUGAUCUUGGAUACGUUCAAGAGCAGACUGAAAAUGGUCGGUGCGCUCUGUUUUUACAGUAUGGUGCCCGCCAUGUAUUGCACGCUUAUGUUACGGGAGGAUAGUAUCAGGGAAUGCGUGAAACACAUAGAGAAGGACUGGCAAAAUGUCCGAGACGCGAACGACCGUAGAAUUAUGCUGGAUCGGGCGAAAGCCGGGCGUUUCAUUCUGAUUUGCACUACGCUAUUUCUGUUCACCAGCGGCUUUACUUACCGUUUGAUACAGCCGAUAGUUCGCGGCAAGAUCGUUGUCAAUGGGAACAUCACUAUCAGACCGUUGGUGCAAGGCAAUUACUUCAUUUUUUUUGAUCCGCAACACAGUCCCGCUUAUGAGAUCGUGUUCUCGAUGCAUUUAUUGACCGGUAUCGUCAUAUAUGUCGUUAUGGCGAGUGUUUGUGGCGUCACCGCGUUGUUUACUAUGCACGCUUGCGGACAACUCGAGAUGCUGGCCGCUUGGCUGGAAAAUCUGUCAAACGAGGAUCAGUGGUCGAAAAACCAUGCCGUUGCUCGAAGAUUGGCAGCGAUCGUCAUGCAUCAUAUAAGGAUACGUAGAUUUUUACAUCGCAUACAAAAUCUCGUAGGAGACAUGUGUUUUAUUGAGAUUAUUGGCAGCACUUUAAUAUUAUGUCUGCUAGGAUAUUACGUGAUAACGGGAUGGGAACGGAACGAUGCACUCUCCUUUCUAACAUAUGCCAUAAUGCUCACAUCUUUUACCUUUAAUAUUUUUAUAUUGUGUUACAUAGGGGAAAUUUUAAGUAGUCAGGGGAGUAAAGUAUACAUAACUUGUUGUACAAUCGAUUGGUAUUGGCUGCCUAGUAAACAAGCUCGUUAUCUUAUCCUAGUGAUUGCCAUGGCCAAUUAUCCUACGAAGCUCACGGCGGGUAAAGUGAUAGAUCUUUCAUUCAGCAGUUUCGGUGCCGUUGUUAGAACCGCGAUGGCGUAUUUAAAUUUGCUGCGGACAGUCACUGUGUAAUCGCGUAAUAUAAUAUUAUAUGUAAAAAGCCAUGCUUAUAUGAUUAUAUUAUAU